AUGGACCGCAAGCGACCCGAGCUGCGUGACCCGCAUGUGCCGCGCUUCCCAGUGAUCAUCGCAGACCCGACGUUCAAGCAAGUACGAGAUAACAUGAACCAGGCGGAUUUCGUCCAGAGCGCAGUCGUUGGCGUUGCAUCCUUCCCACUUGGGUACAUUGUCGCUGGUCAACUGGAUCGUAGCCUCGCGCGCCCCGGAAUGUGGUUCACGGGUAUUCUAGGUGCAUUGGGUGGCGUCGCGUUGGCCUUUCAGAACUCCUCGCUGCGUCUGCAAGGCUUUGGACGCAAUGACGAAGAGGUGGCACGGUACCAGCAGUCGACAAAGCAGCAGCCGUGA
Messenger RNA from Peronospora matthiolae, 336 nucleotides. The record is from the annotation of a GenBank genome assembly. Lineage: Eukaryota; Oomycota; Peronosporomycetes; Peronosporales; Peronosporaceae.